Molecule: messenger RNA, 1556 nt
Organism: Phyllopteryx taeniolatus (common seadragon)
Lineage: Eukaryota; Metazoa; Chordata; Actinopteri; Syngnathiformes; Syngnathidae
Gene: acmsd
Product: aminocarboxymuconate semialdehyde decarboxylase
Exons: 11
Coding region: 293-1189 (298 amino acids)
Biological process (GO): secondary metabolic process
Cellular component (GO): cytosol; cytoplasm
Molecular function (GO): hydrolase activity; carboxy-lyase activity
Source: RefSeq, a predicted model, not a curated record
AUGCGCUGCCAACAGACCUCUACAUGUCCAAAAGGAUGAAGGUUGAUAUACAUAAUCAUAUUUUACCAAAGGAAUGGCCUGAUUUGAAGAAGAGGUACGGCUAUGAUGGCUUCGUCCAGCUUCACCAUCACUGCAAGGUGUCGCCAUCAUAGACUCCUAAGCUGUCUGCUGCCAUCAUGUGGCUGUUAUGCAGCUAACACAAGUUCGACUUUGUGUGUCCAACACAACAACAAAUAGACAACUUCUGUAAACAAUCACAGAAGGGAGAAGCAAAUCAAAGGGUGAAGCGAAGAUGAUGAAGGAGGGUAAGCUGUUUCGUGUGAUUCAAGAAAAUUGCUGGGAUGCAAACGCGCGCAUACGAGACAUGGAUCGAUAUGGUGUCACAGUUCAAGCCCUUUCCACUGUCCCUGUGAUGUUCAGCUACUGGGCCAAACCGCAUGACACCCUGGAUCUAUGUGUCCUUUUGAAUGACGAUUUGGCCCAGACGGUGUGCAGCCACCCCAAAAGAUUUGUGGGCCUGGGAACGCUGCCCAUGCAAGCCCCCGACCUGGCCGUGCUGGAAAUGCGGCGUUGCGUAAGGGAACUGGGUUUCCCUGGGGUGCAGAUUGGCUCACAUAUAAACAACUGGGACCUCAGUGCAGCUGAUCUUGAUCCCUUCUAUGCUGAAGCUGAAGAGCUGAAUUGCUCCAUUUUUGUACACCCCUGGGACAUGCAGACGGAUGGGAGGAUGGCUAAGUAUUGGCUGCCCUGGCUGGUGGGCAUGCCAACAGAGACGACAAUGGCUAUUUGCUCAAUGAUUUUUGGAGGUGUCUUGGAGAGAUUUCCAAAAUUGAAGGUCUGCUUUGCUCACGGAGGAGGCUCCUUCCCCUUCACCGUUGGUAGAAUUGAACACGGGCACAAAGUUCGGCCUGACUUGUGCGCUGUAGACAACGAGUCCAAUCCCCGGAAAUACCUCGGUUCUUUUUACACUGACUCCCUCGUUCAUGAUCCUGUUUCCCUGAAGCUACUGACUGAUGUUAUUGGAAAAGAUAAAGUGAUGCUUGGAACGGAUUACCCAUUCCCACUGGGCGAGCUUCAACCCGGAUCUCUCAUUGAGUCAAUGGAAGAAUUUGACGAAACACUAAAGGAUAAGCUGCUGGCUGGAAAUGCACUGGAAUUUUUGGGCCUCAAAAAAGAACAAUUUGACUAACAAGCACAUUGAGUCCAACCUGUGGCAGGGGUUUGAAUACUCAUGAGUCUGUUGUUGUUUAUGGUUGUUUUAUCAGUCAUUUUAAUUAUUAUUAUCAAAUUCCAUAAUUUUGUCUGAUAUAAAAAUAGCGAGAAAAUAAACUGCUGGUCUACUGCCGUGUGACCAAAACAAAAUAUGCAUCCAACCAACAAAAACGGUUUAAACCAACUAAAAAUGGAUACUGGGCUGUGUUUUUUUUUUUUUUUAAUUGCAUAAAAUCUGAUUAUGAUAUGAUUGAUUAAUCAUACCAUUUUCUGUCAACUGUAUAUGACUCAAAUUACAUUCUGAAAUAUGAAUGAUCAAUAAAACACAACAAUGUUUUUUUUUA